Pyrus x bretschneideri (Chinese white pear) is the source of this 5985-nucleotide messenger RNA. Its product is annotated as disease resistance protein RPV1-like. Lineage: Eukaryota; Viridiplantae; Streptophyta; Magnoliopsida; Rosales; Rosaceae. The record is from RefSeq and is a predicted model, not a curated record. Gene Ontology annotation, biological process: signal transduction; defense response. The transcript is spliced from 5 exons. Bases 1082 to 4927 code for a protein of 1281 amino acids. Gene Ontology annotation, molecular function: ADP binding.
GUAAUUGCUUUUUUGAUUUGGUUAAAUCAAAGUUAGGCUUGGGUCUAAUUCAGUUGUUUGCUUGCACAAGUUGAAGUCGCUAGCUUUAUAAUGCUAGUGACCGAAAUAAAACUUGAGUUCAUGUUAAAAUGAUAUCAUAAUUUUCAUUAUGGUGAGAACGGAGAACUUAGACCUAUUUUUGAAAUUUAGAAAUUGAAUUACUUUUCUUUACCUUUUUGUGAUCAUGCACUAAGAAUUUGUUCAUUGUAUUAAUAUUAUGAGGUAAUAUUUAUACUUUCUAAGAUCCAUUUCUCAUGUUUGGAGAUUGCUUGAUUCAAUUAGAUGUGAUAGAAGUUGAUGUGUUUAUACCACCAAAACAUAAUUUUUCACAUAAUUUCUAAUCCCGCAGCAAUGUGAAGGCCAAACUUUCUAGUAAAACCUAAAAUUUAAAAUUUAAAUUCCUUCCAAUUUACUCCGACCUUUAGGCCAAAAAUCAGUUUUAACUAAAACUGGUAUUUGGCCAACAAAUUUAACACGAGAAACCGGGUUGGGUUAAAAAUUAGGAAAACUAAUGAAAAUAAUUUGAAAAUUUUGAGUUUUAAUGAUAAGGACAAAAUAAAGGGUAAAGUGAAUAGUACCAGAAUUGACUUUUUAGUUAUAAAUAUGAUUUUUUAUUAAAAUGAAUAAUAUCGUGAGUUUUUUUUUUUUUUUUUGUUAAAACUCUCUUAAAAAUUCUGACCCACUCUGCGCGUGGACCUGAGAAAGAGAGAAAUGUGCGCACUUUAACGCGCCAAAAGGAAGACAACGCGCCAAAAAGCAAGGGAAAAGGGGAUUUCCUGAGAGGACUGGGGCCCAGCCUGAUGGGGUUGUCGGCGACCAUGUGCAAUCCCACUUGCUUUAUUUCAAUCGGACGGCGUAGAUUAGUGGACCUUAUUGAGCUAAAGCAACCCUUUCUUUCCUGGGAACUUCCAAGCGUCACCCCCCCCUCCUUCCAGCUCAUUUUUCUAGUGAGAACCGAUAAAGGUGGUCGUUGCCCGGCAGUCUUGAGUUUGUUAAGGGGCCACACGAGACUCACAUUAGGCUGUCGGUCUUGUGCUUGUUGAUGGCUUCUUCUUCUUCAUCUGUUCCUGAUUGGAAAUACGAUGUCUUCUUGAAUUUUCGAGGGGAAGACACUCGCAGGACCUUCAUCGGCCAUCUCUACAAAGCUCUAGUUCAGAACUCAAUCAACACCUUCAUUGACGCUGAAGAGCUCAGAAAAGGCAACGGCCUUUCGCAGCUACUGACGGCUAUAAGCGACUCGAGGCUUUCAGUUGUAGUUUUUUCUCAAAACUACGCUUCUUCCACAUGGUGCUUGAAAGAACUCGUCCAAAUCCUGCAGUGCAUGGAUCAGAAGAAGCAGAUUGUGAUUCCCAUCUUCUACGAAGUAGACCCAUCUCAUGUUCGUAAAAUCAAGGGAAGUUUUGAGGAAGCAUUUUCUAAACAUGAAGAUGAUCCUAACGCCGACAUGGAAGAAGUGCAGCGGUGGAGGUCCGCUUUACAAAGAGCCCCCGAUUUAUGUGGCUGGGAUUCACAAAAUUACCAGGAUGAUGCCAAGCUUGUUGAGUUGAUUGUAGAUGAUAUUUUUAAGAAAUUGAUCAACAUCUUAUCAAGUGAAAAGAAUGGCUUGGUUGGAAUGGAUUCCCGCUUAAAGAAAAUGGAUUCACUAUUAUGUCCCGAGGUCGAUAACAUUGGCUUUGUUGGAAUAUGGGGUAUGGGCGGUAUAGGCAAAACCACCAUCGCUAGAGCUGUGUAUGAUAAAAUCAAUCAUCACUUCGAAGGUCGUUGCUUUCUUGAAAAUGUGAAGCAACGUUUUCCCUCAACUGAUGCAGGUGAAGCGCCACUAGAUAUGCAGGCAGAAAUUCUAUCUAGUAUCACAAAUAUGAAGGUGGGGAGUUCAGAGAUUUUGAAAAAUGGUUUUCAGAAGAUGAUUGAAAGAGUUGGUAGGAAAAAAGUUUUACUUGUUCUUGAUAAUGUGGAGAGUUCAUCCCAAAUUGAAGCCUUAAUUGGAAAUCAACCCUCCUUUGGUGGCGGAAGUCGGAUCAUUAUAACAACUAGAGAUAAACAGUCACUAAGUAGAAUUGGUGAUCAGAUAUAUGAGCCCGAGUUGUUAAAUGACAAUGACGCUGUCGAGCUGUUUAUGCAGUAUGCUUUCAGUACAAAGCAACCCACAGAAGAAUACAUUGAUCUGUCAGGCCAUUUCAUAAAAUAUGCUCAAGGCUUGCCUUUAGCACUUAAAGUCUUGGGAGCAUUUCUCGAUAACAAAAGUGUACUUGUGUGGAAAGAUGAGUUAAAGAAAAUAGCGAGAAACCCGCACCUGGGAAUUCAGAAAGUCCUUAGAACAAGCUUUGAUGGACUAGAUGGUUUACAGAAGGAAAUAUUUCUUGAUAUUGCAUGUUUCUUUAAACAAAUGAAGAAAGACUCUGCAAUACGGAUUAUGGAAGGUUGUGACUUGCAUCCCCAUACCGGAUUAGACGUCCUAGUUGGAAGAGCUCUUGUCACUAUCUCAUCUGACGAUGUACUUGAGAUGCAUGAUCUACUAGAGGAACUAGGUCACGAAAUCGUACGCCAGGAAUCUAUAAAAGAGCCUGGUGGGCGUAGUAGGUUGUGGAGCUAUGAAGAUGUGCAUCAUGUGUUAACUAAAAAAACGGCUACGGAAGCAGUUGAAAGCAUAAUUGUGCAUUGGCCACACUCAGACAAUGUGGUGGAAUUAGAUAUCGCUUUCUUUAAAAUGACAAAGCUAAGACUACUCAGAGUCCAUAGCCACAAUAUACAACCACUGACGAUGCUAGAUACUAGAUGGAAAUACAGGGAUCUAAAGUUUCUCUUUGAAAAAUUAAGUUAUCUGUUCUGGCACAAAUGUCCGCUAAAGUCUUUAUCGUUCAAUUUUAACCCAGAGAAUCUUGUUGACAUUGACAUGCAAUAUAGUUGGGUUAAACACCUCUGGAAAGGAACUAAGCCUCUUGGAAAGUUGAAAAUUAUCAAUUUAAAAGGCUCUCAUCGUCUUAAAAAAACACCGGACUUCGCUGAGGCAAAGAAUCUUGAGAAGCUAAUUCUUGGUGGAUGCACAAGUUUAUAUGAGGUUCACCCAUCCAUUUCUGCCCUUGAAAAACUUGUCCUCUUUGAUCUAAGUUGGUGCGGCAAACUCAAGUCCUUUUCAAGGAACAUUUGUAUGAAAUCUCUUGAAACCUUUGAUCUCUCUUUUUGCUCAAAACUUGAGAAGUUUCCAGAGAUUUCCGAAGUUAUGGAGAAGCUUUCAAAGCUUUAUUUGCAAGGGACUGCAAUAAAAGAACUGCCUCGAUCAAUUAACAAUCUUACGGGGCUUGUUACUUUGAAUCUUGAAUAUUGCAGAGAACUUGAGAUUCUUCCAAGCAGCAUUGUUCAACUCAAGUCCCUGCAACUUCUUAAUCUUUCUGGUUGUCCAAAGCUCAAGGCCCUUCCAGAAAAUAUCGGAAAUAUGGAAAGAUUAAGAGAGCUUCGCUUGGAUGAGACAUCUGUUAAAGGCCUUGCCCCAUCAAUUUCAUCUCUUCAAAACCUUGAGAUUUUGAGUCUAAAGCAAUGCAAGAAACUUCUUAGGCUUCCAAGGAGCAUUCAUAUGAGAUCUCUUCGAACCCUUAAUCUUUCCAGCUGCUCAAAGCUGUAUAAUUUUUCAAAAAUUCCUGAAGUUAUGAACCUAUUAGAGCUUAAUUUAGAUGAGACUGCAAUUUCAGAACUGCCCUCGUCCGUCAAAAAUUUUACGGGACUCGUUACCCUAAGCCUGAAGGAUUGCAGAAGAUUAAAGAUUCUUCCAGGCAGCUUUCAUAUGAGAUCUCUUCAAGCCCUGAAUGUUUCUGGCUGCUCAAAUCUGAAGAAUUUUCCAGAGUUUCUAAAAGUUACGGAGAACCUAACAGAGCUUCAUUUAGAUUGGAUGCUAGUUGCAGAAGUCUCUCCCGGCCGAGAAAAUUUGAAGUUUUCAGGGAUUGCAAUUGAAGAAUUGCCAUCCAUAAUUUAUAGUCUUACGGGGCUUGCUACCUUGACGCUACGGUAUAACAAAGACUUUGAGAGUCUUACAAGCAGCAUUUGUCAGCUCAAGUCCCUAAAGUAUCUCUCUCUUUCUGGUUGUACAGAGCUUAAGGUGUUUCCAGACAUAUUAGAAAAUAUGGAAAGAUUAGCCAGCCUUGAUUUGGAUAGCACAUCUAUCAGAGAGCUUCCUGCAUCAAUUGAACGGCUUCAGGGGCUAGUGUCGUUAAAUAUGAAAAACUGCAAAAGCCUGGUCUAUCUUCCGGACAGUAUCUGCAAUUUGUUAAGUCUCGAAUGGCUCACUCUCAAUGGGUGCUCAAAACUUUCGAAGUUGCCUGAAGAUUUACGGUAUUUGAAGCGCCUUGACAUAAAGGAAACUGGUUUAGAUGGUUACCGCCCAGAACAGCAAUUCAUCAAUUUGGGGGAUAUGGCUCAGUUUCGAAGCACUGAGCCUAAGCUUAAUGUCAUAGUCCCAAACAUGGAAAAUGAGGCGGUGGCUGAUGUGGAAGAGAGGCAGGAUAUUGCGGAGUCAAGCUAUGUGGAAGAGAUGCGGCGGCGGGUGGAAGAGAUGCGGGUGGAAAAGAUGCGGCGGCGGCGGCGGGUGGAAGAGAUGCGGCGGCGGCGGCGGGUGGAAGAGAUGCGGGUGGAAGAGCGGGUGGAAGAGAUGCGGGUGGAAGAGCGGGUGGAAGAGGUGGAAGAGAUGCGGCGGCGGGUGGAAGAGCGGGUGGAAGAGAUGCGGCGGCAGGUGGAAGAGGUGGGUGGAAGAGGUGGAAGAGAUGCGGGUGGAAGAGUGGGUGGAAGAGGUGGAAGAGAUGCGGCGGCGGGUGGAAGAGGUGGGUGGAAGAGGUGGAAGAGUGGGUGGAAGAGGUGGAAGAGUGGGUGGAAGAGAUGCGGCGGCGAGUGGAAGAGGUAGAAGAGAUGCGGGUGGAAGAGGUGGAAGAGUGGGUGGAAGAGAUGUGGGAGGUGGAGAUGCGGCAGGUGUGGGUGGAAGAGAUGCUGACGGAUGUGGGAAUGCCAACAAAUUUCUCAUCACAUUUUGACUGAUCCUGAGGAGUCAAGCUGUUUGGAAGAGAUGAUGCAGCGUCAUUUGGAAGAGAACAGGCAGCAAUGUUAAUGUUUGGAAGAGAUGAGGCAGCGACGUUUAGAGUUCCUUGAGGUAGAUGUAGCAUCUCUCUCUUUAAAAACGAUAAUUUCUCAGCACUUAGGCGUAUUUGGAUCAGUGUCAGAGCACUACACCUUUGAGUGAUAUGGUGGACUCAAGCUAAGGGGAAAGGAGGCAGUGGCAGCCUCAAGGAGAGGUGGGAGGAUAUGAGGUAUUUGUGGGUCACGGGGUAAUGGGGAUUGAGGUAUUUGGCACAUCAUCAAUGAUAUAGUAGUAAGACUAAAGGACCUGAGAGAGGGAAGAAAUGGUGAUUUUGUGUGGUAAGAGUUUGUGACUCUUUCAUGUUUUGAGUUGGUUUCUGCUUCUGAGAGCUCUUUUAUUUAGUUUUUUUUCUUUUUCGGGUAUUUCUUACUUCACCUGUAGUUGGUGCGUGGUCAGUAUUUACUUAUCUGUAUGUAUUGUAAAGUUGUUUUUUAUUUCUCUUCGAUCAGGUAAUGUAUUGUUAGUGAUUAAGUCUUGAAUUGGAAAUAGAUGGCUGAGAUUAAACUAGCUCAUAAGCUAGGAUUGUGCCAGCUGUCAUAGUAGCUGACUUUGUUUUAGAUAUACUCGUGCAAGACACGUGAGUAUGAGAAGCGUGUGAUGCAUGUGAAGUUUGUGACGGUUUCUUCUUGUAUUCUCUCUCAGCUUGCAUCCUCUUGUUCCGGGUCAUGGGGUGGUGAUCUAGGCAAUUAGAAGGGACUAAAGGGUGUGAUACCCAAAAAAAUGUUGUGAUAAUCAGUUACUUGAUGUUUCUAGUAAAUUUUAGGGAUGACGUUGAUUAAUUUUCAACUUCAAAGACUAAAGUGACGAACAACGUCACUUUCAAGGAC